Molecule: messenger RNA, 3975 nt
Organism: Myxocyprinus asiaticus (Chinese sucker)
Lineage: Eukaryota; Metazoa; Chordata; Actinopteri; Cypriniformes; Catostomidae
Gene: ifitm5
Product: interferon induced transmembrane protein 5
Exons: 2
Coding region: 1812-2240 (142 amino acids)
Cellular component (GO): plasma membrane
Source: RefSeq, a predicted model, not a curated record
AUAAGGUAUAAUAUCCACUUUGCUUCCAUAUGAUAAUAUAAAAAUUUACAGGGAACCUUUUAGCUCUAGAAUGGUCUUAACGAUCAAGUCCAACUGUUGAUCUCACCGGGUCAAAUUGACCCGGCUCGUUAAAUCACAGUUCAACAUUUGCACAUUUUCUCCAAAAAAAAAAAAAACUGUUUUGGAGAAAACAGUUUUACUAACAUUUUUACUAAAUUACAAAUGGAAAGUUUACUAAUUUUAAAUGCAUUAAAUACUCCAAAUUUACAUUAGAAUAUAUGUACAGUAUGUGUUCACGUGUGUGAGUGUUUGUGGAUUGGUGGGUGUGUGUUGGUCAGUUCUUGCUUAAACCACACACAGACAAACAUUUGUUCCCAUUUUUCCCAUUUGUUUCCAUAGACUUCCAUAGUUUUUAUAUCGAAGUAAUAAUAUUGUGAUGCAACUUAUGUGCGUGCAUAUCUUUGAAGGGGGUGUGUGUGUGUGUGUGUGUGUGUGUGUGUGUGUGUGUGUGUGGAGGGGUGUGCGUGAGUGCAAAUAUGAGUAUGAGUGCACUUCUAAGUAACAUUUUGGACUGUUCUACAAUUUUACAGCUUUCUUGUAAGUCUUUAUAUACACCGGGUCAGGACUUUUUUAUUUUUAUAGCUUGUUAAAUGCAUGAAAUAAAUAAAAUAAAAAAAUACAUUGCCAGGUUCAGAUCACCUCUGUGGAGGAUGUCAUGAAGUUUCAAGCCGAAAAGGUAAAGUUAAUUGAUUUUAAUCAGUUAAAAGUUUAAACGGGUCAAAUUGACCCAUAAGUCCAUUCAGUAGUUAACUUGGUCCAUGCUGUUCAGUUCAGUUGAUAUGUAUUUUACAGAUUAUAAUAAUCAACUCAACCAAAACUGAAGUAAACUUUAAAGUAAGAGACUGGUUUGGGGAUUUUAGUCAUUGAUAACGGGAUCGUUGAAAAAAAAAAAAGAUUGUCAGAAAUAGAAAAUCAGUAGUUUUGACCAGCUCUAAAAAGCAGCAUGGACAUUCUGGAAUCUCAGUUGCUUUUUCCUGCACUGCCACCGUAGAGGGUGCCAUUUUCUUAAAAAGGAACCCAAGAUCCUAACAUGACAUUAUGGUCACUAAAAGAAAUAGAAUUUAAACUAAUUUUAAAAGUAAUGAAGUGGAAGUGGUGGUACUGCUGUAGCGCACAUGCUUUCAACAGCUUUGGUGCUCCUGCAGGGAUGUAGGCUCUAAUACAACUCUAAUAUCUACCCCUAAAAUGUUCUGUCUCUUUAUACUUCCAUACAAAGUCAAAGCACAGAAACUAUUCCAACACUGAAACUGUGAAAAAUUGCUUCAAUGUUUUUAAACUGUCCAGCCAAAUGUGGGUUAUAAAAUAGUCUCACUCUGUUUUCUCAAAACCACAGGACAGAUAAUAGUUUAAGAGGCCUGAUUUUUGAUUAUAACUCAGUUUUGACAAAGUAUUGUUAACGUGUUUUGUCUUUGUAGGGUAGUAUACAUUCCUCUCGAUUGAAAUGGACAAAAAAGUCAGGAAUCAUCAGCAAGUUAAAUGCAUAAAGUUUAAAUGUUUUAUCCAUGUUUCCAAGACCUGUUCUCUUUGUGUGCCUUUUUAUACAUUUUGUAGAAAGAUUUCGUAUAAAUGGUUGCAUGUAUAAAAGCACUAUGCCCUGAUCUCCUUAGCAAUGACCACAUAAUGAAGGACCUCUCUUUCUCUCUCUCUCUUUUGACUCCACCCAUGUAGUAUAAGUAGGGUUCUGAUUUUUCUCUUCAGUAAUUUCUCUCUAGAUUCUUCCAGGAGUUGACCCUUGACCUUGAGCCCCGAGGAUGGAUAACGCCACAUACAGCUAUGUGAACGAUUGCACUCCGCUCACAAACUGUAAGUCUGGCCGAAAGGCUGGUGGCUCAACGGUGGUCAACAUGAGCCAUGCAGGCAAGAAGCCACCAAAUGACUAUCUGAUCUGGUCUCUGUGUAACACUUUGUACGUUAACUUCUGCUGCCUGGGAUUCAUGGCCUUGAUCUACUCCAUUAAGGCUCGAGAUCAGAAGACCUUGGGUGAUAUGCGUGCUGCACAGGAAUGCUCGGACAAGGCGAAGUGGUACAAUAUUCUGGCAUCAGGCUGGAAUCUGUUGAUUCCUCUGCUCUUGCUGGGUUUGCUGGUUCUGCUCCUGGUUCAUCUGGGCAGCUCAGAGGGAACGUUUGAUUUCUUCGGCGAGGACGGAUUCCAGAGUUUCAUGAAGCUUUUCAGCAGGUAGAAAGAACGACUGGCAAACCAAUCCUCAAAACUCCUGGAAACCUGCCGGACUGUUCACCCUCACUCCACUUUCUCAACGUAUUAUUUUCUUUGGCUAUGUGAUGAAUUUAUGAUUAUUUCUAUAAUUAAUGUCAGUAUGUUAUCUCUUAGCAGAUCUGUCCUGCAUUUCUAUUAUACGAAGUAAAUUGGCUCAAUAGUAUUUAAUAAAGUAUUUAAUGUUAACAAUAUUUUACACGUGUCUCUUUGCAAAGAAUCCAUUGGAUACAACUUUAUACCCCUGUUAUAAACACACCGUGACGCUCGAUUCGCGAACGAGUCAUUCUUUGGAACCGGUUAUUUCUGAUGAUUCUUUUGAACCGAUUCGCAAAGGGUUUGUAAACCGACUGUAAAAUCGAUUAAAGAACUGAAUGUAAAACUGUAAGUGAUGUGUUAGAACCACGUAAAAGUUCACGUUUUCUGUGUCGCUCAAUCGAAAACAAAGUUAUAAACAACUAAAUAGGCCUGUUUAACUGAAUUGCACUGUUACAAACGCACAUAAUUUACGCUCGAUUCGUGAACGAGUCAUUCCUUGGAAAUGAUUCUUUCUUAUGGUUCGGUUGAACCAAUUCUCAAAGCGUUUGUAAAUCGACUGUAAAGCCGACUGAAGAACUUAAAUGGAAGUAAAACUGAGGUGAGUGAUAUGUUAGAACAUUAACCUCGUAUAUUUGACGUAAUCUAUGUCACUCGAUUGAAAACAAAGGUAUAAAGGACAAAAACAAAAAGAGGUAAACAUGAGUUCUGUGUUAACCAGCCUUAGUAAGGUUUCUGAACGGUUGUAUUUCUCAUGUUGUAAAGGUAGAAAAGUACCUGUGGUCAUGUGCCUCUUUAUACAGCUCUGGAAAAAAUUAAGAGACCGCUGCACAAUUAUAAGUUUCUCUGGAUUUACUAUUUAUAGGUAUGUGUUUGAGUAAAAUGAACAUUUUUGUUUUAUUCUAUAAAGUCCUGAGAACAUUUCUCCCAAAUUCCAAAUAAAAAUAUUGUCAUUUAGAGCAUUUAUUUGCAGAAAAUGACAGCUGGUCAAAAAAAAAACCCCAAAAAGAUGCAGUGUUUUCAGAUCUCGAAUAAUGCAAAGAAAACAAUUUCAUAUUCAUUUUUAAACAACACAAUACUAAUGUUUUAACAUAGGAAGAGUUCAGAAAUCAAUAUAUGGUGGAUUAGCCCAUAUUUCCAUUCACAGCUUUCAUGCGUCUUGGUAUGCUCUCUACCAGUCUUUCACAGUGCUGCUGGGUGAUUUUAUGCCACUCCUGGUGCAAAAAUUCAAGCAGCUUGGCUUUGUUUUGUGACUUGUGGCCAUCCAUCUUCUCCUUGAUCACAUUCCAGAGGUUUUCAAUGGGGUUCAGGUCUGGAGAUUGGGCUGGCCAUGACAGGGUCUUGAUCCGGUGGUCCUCCAUCCACACCUUGAUUGACCAGGCUGUGUGGAAUGGAGAAUGUCGUGCUGGAAAAACCAAUCCUCAGAGUUGGGGAACAUUGUCAGAGCAGAAGGAAGCCAGUUUUCUUCCAGGAUAACCUUGUAUGUGGCUUGAUUCAUGCCUCCUUCACAAAGACGAAUCUGCCUGAUUCCGGCCUUGCUGAAGCACCCCCAGAUCAUCACCGAUCCUCCACCAAAUUUCACAGUGGGUGCGAGACACUGUGGCUUGUAGGCCUCUCCAGGUCUCCGUCUAACCAUUAGACAACCAGGUGUUGGGCAAAGGUGAAAU